ACAGCAGCCGCUUCACGUGCUGAGCGCAGCCCGGUGACAUAUUCUGCUACACGGUGAUUUAUCUAAUUUUUUGUUAUGUUCUCUCAUCCGACCCGGGAGGGAUGCUGCUGCUGCUGUGAGGAAGCCCAGAGGUGAGCGCAGUUUCCUCCUCUCCCCUCCUCUUCCAAAGCUCCUCCUCUGUCGUCGGAGAGCGGUCACAGUUUUUUUUUUGUGUGUGGAUUUGCUCGAUGAGAGCAAGAGGGCACCGGAGAGGGGAGAGGAUUUCCGAAUUUCAACGCGCUGCCGUGCCGGAGCAUCCUGCUUUUUCCUCGCCUCCGAUAAAGAGGCUAAUAUGAAGACGUCAUUCGGCAAACCAGACCCUGGAAAGCACCAACAAUCGUUUCAACUCGUUCGAAACUGAAGACAGCACCAUGCUCUGUCUCCAGUAAAAACCUGCCCCGCACCCUCUUCCUAUCGAGCCACUGAGAGUGAGGACACUACGAGCUGCAUAGCCAUGGGUUCAGAUAAAGGCUGCAUGGAUACACAAGAGCGACGACCCAUAUUGGGUGCCGCCUGCAAGCGGCAGGGCCACCGGUGUCUGCGGAAAAAGCUGAGGCCCGUGCGAAUCUUGGGGUUAAUGGUCAGCCUUGUGGCCUUAAGUGCUGUCUCCUUCAGUGCCUUGACCAGGAGCUCAGGUGGUGUCAGUGAGCCGGUGCUCCCCCAGGAGAGUCUCCACCAGUCCGCCCCCCACAGAACUCUGCUGUUCAGCCAACACCAGAUGGACCCCAAUGCGUCAGCAGACGAACCAAUAGCCAUGAAAUCGACAGAUAAUAGCAACAAGAGCCAAGGGGAUUACCCACCAGACGCGUUCACCCUGGAGCAGCGGCGCCAAGGGGCGGUGGCCUUCCACAUGUUUGGCAUGAUCUACAUGUUCAUUGCCUUAGCCAUAGUGUGCGACGAGUUUUUCGUCCCGGCGCUCACAGUCAUCACCGAGAAGCUGACCAUUUCGGAUGACGUGGCGGGCGCCACCUUCAUGGCGGCGGGCGGCUCGGCCCCAGAACUCUUCACCUCCAUCAUCGGCGUCUUCAUCUCACACAGCAACGUGGGCAUCGGGACCAUCGUGGGCUCGGCCGUCUUCAAUAUUCUCUUUGUCAUCGGGAUGUGCGCCAUCUUCUCCAAGGAGAUCCUCAACUUGACAUGGUGGCCGCUCUUCCGCGACGUCUCCUUCUACAUCCUGGAUCUGAUCUUGCUCAUCAUCUUCUUCCUGGAUAACAUCAUCUCCAUGUGGGAAAGUAUCACGCUGCUCUCGGGCUACGCCGCCUACGUGAUCUUCAUGAAGUUCAACAGCAAUAUGGAGGGCUUCAUCAAAGGCUGCAUGAACAAGAAUCAAGUGGUAGAAGUGGCGGUGCAGCCCAAGGCGAGGCCUCGGCUGCAGAGGGGGGGUAGCUCCGCCUCCCUGCACAACAGCUUGAUGAGGAACAGCAUUUUCCAGCUGAUGAUUCACACGCUAGACCCACUAAGUGAAGAAUUUGCUGACUCUGAGCUUGGGACUUAUGGGAAACUAAAAUAUUAUCACUCAAUGACUGAGGAAGGUAAAUUCCGAGAGAAGGCGUCCAUCCUUCACAAGAUCGCUAAGAAGAAAUGCCAAGUGGAAGACAGUGAGAAGGCUAAUGGAGUGGCAAGCCGUUCAGAUAAGAACCUUCCGAACAGCUCCAGCGUGGAAGUGGAAGUGACACCACCCAUGAACGGAACGGCAGGGCAAGAGGGAGAGACGGCCGAGGAUGAGGAGGAAGAGGACCAGCCUCUGAGUCUGUCCUGGCCCGACACCAACCGCAAGCGCCUCACCUACCUCUUAAUCAUACCCAUCGUCCUCCCCCUGUGGCUCACGCUGCCUGACGUCAGGAAACCGACGGCAGCGAAGUUCUUCCCCAUCAGCUUCGUGGGCUCCAUCUGCUGGAUCGCAGGCUUCUCGUACCUAAUGGUGUGGUGGGCUCACCAGGUUGGAGAGACCAUUGGGAUUACAGAGGAGAUUAUGGGCCUGACUAUAUUAGCAGCUGGAACCUCCAUCCCUGACCUCAUCACCAGUGUCAUUGUGGCACGCAAGGGGCUGGGGGAUAUGGCCGUCUCCAGCUCCGUCGGCUCCAACAUCUUCGACAUCACAGUCGGACUGCCGUUCCCCUGGCUCCUCUGGUCCUUCUUCAACGGCAUGCAACCAGUGCAAGUCAGCUCCAACGGCCUCUUCUGCGCCAUCGUGCUCCUCUUCCUCAUGCUCCUCUUCGUCAUCAUCUCCAUCGCCGCGUGCAAGUGGCGCAUGAGCAAGCUGCUCGGCUUCAUCAUGUUCAUGCUGUAUUUCGUCUUCCUGGUGGUCAGCGUCAUGCUGGAGGACAAGGUCAUUGCCUGUCCGGUGUCCGUCUGAGGGACGAGCGGGCCGACUUCCUCUCCCACGCCGCCACCACCACAACCACCACCACCACUACCACCACUACAGCCAUCUUUACUGUCUGCAAUCACUCUCAGUUGACCUUUAUGAUCCUUUAACCCUUGAAUAAAAGAAGAACUGGAUGAGCGAUUCAAAUAAGAAUAUAGAGUAAGAAAAAGGAACGGACUGAUAUUUUCAGGAGGCAGGUGGUGGCAGGGAGCGGUUAAACCAAAAAGGGCACAAGACUUUGGCUUGGCUGAUUAAGCGUGGGCCGAACCUGAGUGGACUUUUAUUUACUAUAUUUAUUGAAUUGGCCGGUGAGGGGGAUUAUGGGUGAAUCCGCCAAAUAUAGAAAACAUUAUGCAUGCCAUUAGUGUCACUAGAAGGCCUGAACGACCUCCUGGGAACUUUGGGGGUUAGAAAAACAACAACUAAAGAUCCACUGAAUAAAACUCUUAAUUCUAAAUGCCGUGAUUGAGCUGAGACCCUGAGCAUAUUGGAACCAGUUCAACGGACUGAGAUGCUGUCUGCAAGAGCGAAGAGGAGUUUGGGGGAAUGACGGACUGCGUGGAUGAACAUUUUGUGUUUCCUGUCUGACGCUAUUCAGUGACAAGAUUCACCUGAGGGAAGAGAGACUGUUGCUUGGCAGACAAACUUCUUCUUUAUUUCUUUUCUUUUUUUUCCCGUAAAUGAAUCCGUGCUCUGUUUGAGUGACGGGUCUAAGCUCUCCCCUCCUCCCCGCCAGAUGUUGUUUUUCACCGCUGAAUGUUUCUUCGGAGGAGUCCCUUUAAUUUUUUUGGAUUCAUGAAAUAUAUAAAAGUAGCAGUAGUUGUACUGUAGCAGUAUUAGACGGUGUAGAGUCCUCUUGACAAUCUGCUCCUCUGUUUUGUUUUUCUUUCGCUCUGGACACACACAUUCUGAUUGUACAGACGUUUUCAUGCUUCACACACACCGACUGAUAACAGUGAGAAGACCGACGUUUAGCCUCUCAACAUAUACAGUAGCCUUCGAUAUCUUUGGGGGAGAAUAAAAAAAAAAGCUUGAGUAACUCAGGCUCAUUAAAGCUCCAUGAUGAAGUCGAUGUCAAAAAUAACAUAUUUGAGAAGAACUUAACAGUGUUUAAGCAUCAUGGUUGGUUUAGAUUAGUAGGUGUCUAGUGCUUUGUUCACAAUAGAACUGGGCUCAGCUCCAGCUCCUUGGGUCGUAGUUUCAAGGAGUCAACUGCAUGUAAAAUAAAAAAAACAAAAAACACACACACACCAAUCAACAUUUGAGAAGUCGUAUACCAAACAUUUUAAUCGACAUCUUAACGCAAAAGCAGUGCUCAGUCUCUGUGUAGAAAAUGUCAACGCGUGUGGUCAACGAUAUAUCUAUCGAAACUUGUGCAAUUUCAUUCUCUGAUCAAAGGUGCUUUCGUGUGCAUGUGUGCGUUCGGAGUCAUCACACAACGACCGUUCCUUCGAUGUAUCCACGAGUAGACGCGAUGCUGCAACUAGCUGCACAAAGAAAACAUGAAAAAAAAGAAAUACUAGAAACCAUAGUCACAAUCUCUCUUUAAGCUGCAUAGAGUGUGGAGAACACCGAUUUAACAGCAAUAUACCGUGCGUGUCCCUGUUGAGAACUGCACCCCCCGCCCCCUCACCCAUGCGUCUGUCCCCUGCUGUUCAACGUGGUCCACAAGGCCCCCCCCCCCUCCCCUGACCAUUUCUCCUAAAUCGGACCUACAACCCCCUUCCUGUUAGCUACGUGGCCAGUAACACCCGCUUUACCUCAACACAGCCACUGUACAGCAGCUUCGUAGGAAUACUGUAACUGUAACUGUAAAAUACUAGUAAAUAGAUUCUCCGAGUGCGUGAGGAAAAAAUGCAUGCAAGGAAUUUGGGCUGGUUACCCACCGACUGUACAGCUGAGCUUAUCCAACUAUGUAUGUUCACUUUUAUGCAUCCAUUCAGAGAUGAACACCUAAAAACGCAUUGGUUCUACUUUGUAAAUAUAAACCAACAUGUAUUGAAAUCACUUAUUAUUUAUGGUGAGCAAAACACAACACAAAAGCGUUUGUUUUUAGACUUCUCGACAUCCGAUUGACAUUAAACUGUAAACAUGCCCAUUCAGUUUUUGGUGAGAAAGGAGUAUGUAAAAUACCUCAUACCCACCUCGGAUUCAGAAGGGAUGCUGCCACCAGGGUUUUCUGACAUUUGCUUCAGUUUGGAAAAGAAAGAAAACCAAAUGGCGAUCCCUGCACAAAGCAAACUCGUAUGUUUAAGCUGUCAUUCACUGUGUGCUCUCAUUUUGUAGAUUCCCUUAAAACAUAUUCCACCAACGGGAUUUAACAAUUCAACCGAGGGCCUCCAGGAUGACUCAUGUGCUUUGUGAAAUUCUCCUGUGGUCAUUCGCCAAUUAACCUUCAGAGUGCCCACACGCUCAUCUUAACACGGCAACAACAUGGAAUAGUUGGGAAAUACACUUAUUCACUUUUGCUUUGCCAAAUAUUAGGUUAGAGGUAGGACGGAGUAGUAGGGCCACUCACAGGGAGAAUAAAGUUGUAGUAUUAAUAAUUUUAUAAGAAUAAAGUCGUAAAGUCAUUGAAAUUACAAAUGAAAUAUAGUUACUACAGCUUUUCGCAAAUGAUAAAGUACUUCAUCUUUCGGCUCAUCAGUAUCAUAUUAUAAAAGUAUCAGGACUUUGUGGAAGAUGAAAUAUUUGGUCAUGGUCGACUGUAAGGCUAUCAACAAUAACGUGUGCUAUUCAAGGGUUUUUGUAGUUUCUCAAGAAUUAAUGUGAUUGGUUAUUCAAGAUUUUGGAUCCAGAAUGAGUCAAACUGGCUAGCACGUGUUCUCCUUGCUGCUCAUUUCCUAUUCUUAUAAUAUUAUGACCUUUUUUCUAGUAAAACUACAACUUUUUUCUCAUAAAAUAUUACUUUAUUCUCAAAUACGACUUUAUUUUCGUAAUUCUACGACUUUAUUCUUAACUACUCAACUACAACAUCAAUCUUGAAAUCCCAGGCUUUUUUAUUCUUAAAUAAGGUCCUAAUACUCCGUCGUAAGUACAUUAGCACUCUAUUGUCUAUAAAAUAGGUCUACAUAAAGAACUGGACACAGGAGGAAACCAAAGUAACUCUUUCACUGUUUCCUGCUUAAAUAAGCUAACUAUUUGCAAGCAUGACAGUGGCUUCAGUCUUUUCUUCUGACCUUUGGCGAGAAAGUGAAUAAACUUUUCGCAACUUUUGCUGAAACAAGUGAAGAGAUCAUUUGUUCAAGUAUGGUCGACCUUCCAUGGUCACACAUGCAUUCUGUGUCUGUGCACGAAACCCUUUCACGACAACACUUUUCUUUCUUUCUCUAAAGUUUCCAUGAAGUUUUUUGUGUGAGAGCAUGAAUGGUGAGAAUUAUAAAAAAAGGAAAAAAGCUAAAACCGGUUUAGCACGAGAGCUUGUUGGCAUUGAUUGUGGUUUCCAGGGUAAGGGAUUGUGAAAGUUGGCCACUUGUGAACAUUCUUGCACUGUAAAUGUUUUAUUUUCUCGGUGUUAAUGUAAGAUUUAUUUAAGGUGUACAUAUAUACAGAUACAAAUUAACCGAUAUAUAAUCUAUAUGUGUAAAAGAAAUAUGUCUCUUUAUGUAAAAACACAAAGUAUAUAAUAUAUCAAAUAAAGACAAUUGA
Platichthys flesus (European flounder) is the source of this 6055-nucleotide messenger RNA. RefSeq names its product sodium/potassium/calcium exchanger 2-like. Gene Ontology annotation, biological process: calcium ion transmembrane transport; long-term synaptic potentiation; long-term synaptic depression. Lineage: Eukaryota; Metazoa; Chordata; Actinopteri; Pleuronectiformes; Pleuronectidae. The transcript has 11 exons. Gene Ontology annotation, cellular component: membrane. The coding region runs from base 494 to 2395 and encodes 633 amino acids. The record is from RefSeq and is a predicted model, not a curated record. Gene Ontology annotation, molecular function: calcium, potassium:sodium antiporter activity; calcium channel activity.